AUGUCAUUAACAUCAUCAUAUAGCAGCAGUUGUAGUAGUAAUAGUAAUAGUAAUAUCAUUGUAUUAUUAGAUCAUGAAAUUGAUAAUGAUCGAGAUAUAUACUUGAUGAUCAAAAAUAUAAUACAGAGGUCUUAUGACAGUCAUUGUAACAAUACCUUUGAUCUAUUGAAUGUGUAUAUAUGUCUAAUAGGGUUACCUAUUUAUAAUAUUAUUCAAGUUACCGAUGACUUGAAACGAUAUUAUUCAAUACUAUCAAAUGUUGUAUAUGAAAAACAAAGCUUUAUACUACGAGUCAAAACAAUGGUAUUACUACCUCAGUUGUACUCGAGUGACAACAACAACAACAAGUCAAAGAUUAUGAAUGGGUUUAGUGUAACUGGACCAAAAGAAAUACAAUCAAUCAUCGAUCGAAUACAAUCACAUAUCGGACCCGUAAAACAUAUCUUUUCAUCAAAUACUCUAUCCCAAUUGAAUGAAUCAAUUGUAAAGAGUCGGCAAGACCCAUUUCAAUCAAUCAUUCCACUCACAGACAUUUCAACAUUUAUUGAUGAAAGUAAUAAUAAUAAUAAUAAUAAUAAUAAUAAUAAUAAUAAUAAUAAUGAUGAUACAACUACAACAACAGAUGAUGAAGAAGAUAAAACACCACCAUCUACACCUCCUACACUUCUUCAUCAAAGUAAACCAUCAUCAUCUUGUUAUUCAUCAUUGGCAAAACCCAUUUCAACUUGUACAUCUAUUCAAUUGUACGAUAAUGUAUUUACUGGUGGUCAUUUUGACCAUCUUCACAAUGGACAUCGAUUCAUAUUAUCGAUUGGAGCAAUAACGAGUGGUAAAGGAUUUUUAGUGGCUGUAUUGGAACCAUCAGCACCUCAGUCACCCUGCAAAGCACCUUCUAAACAACUACAUUCAUUUGGACAAUCUCCCGAUCAAAGAGAAAAGGGUGUACGUGACUUUUUGUCGAUAUUUGCACCUAAUCAUGCCAAUCUAGAGAUACAGCGAAAUGAACGAUGCUCCAACAUUGCAAACUGUCCAAUGACUGUGAUUGCAACAGAACACGAUGCUCUCAUACUACCCUUUCACCUCUUGGAAUCAGGCAGCAAAAUCAAUGAAAUACGACAACAAAGAUCACUACAACCAUUCUCUUUACACGCAAUCCCAGAAAUUCAAACCCCAAAUGUUGGUACUCUUUCUUCAACUAAUAUUAGAAGAAUUCUAAGUACUGGUCAUUUAAUAGAAUCUAAUAAUAAUAAUAUUAAUAAUAUUAAUAAUAAUACGAAUAAUAAUAGUACUAUUAAUGGAUGUACAGCAGCAACAAGGUGGAAUAGUGAUAGUAUUUUAUUUAAAUAA
Cavenderia fasciculata is the source of this 1347-nucleotide messenger RNA. RefSeq lists its product as uncharacterized. The record is from RefSeq and is a predicted model, not a curated record. The coding region runs from base 1 to 1347 and encodes 448 amino acids. Lineage: Eukaryota; Evosea; Eumycetozoa; Acytosteliales; Cavenderiaceae. The transcript has 2 exons.